CGGAGCAGGAAUUCCGGCUAUGCGCCGCUGACAGCGUCGUCGAUGUAGUAACACCAUGAUGACCAUCCCCUGGCGUAUCAGAUCUGUUGCCCGGCGAUGAGCAGCGAUCAACUAACCAGCUGUGAGCAACUUGGCAGCAGUUUAUCCGCAGACACACACAGCUGUUUGGGCCAGGCGGUGGAUCAUGAAGCCCUGAUGCUCUGAGUUGGACCGGUGCCCUUUUCUCCACUCGAACUCCUCUCCGGGAUUAAGCAGACUAGCUUCCUCUUGCUGAAGAGUUUUCACAGAUAGGAUCAUGGAUUUGUUCGGGGUGCUUCACUUGGACGAGCUGUCCCACGGACUGGCAAACUUGCCCAUGUUUCCAUACUUUGACAUGGCGCACUAUAUCGUGUCGAUCAUGUCCCUGAGGGAGCAGCCAGGUGCCCUUCAGGUGUCCAGAGUCAGCCCCUUAGCCUGCUGGUUCAGCUCCAUGCUCUUCUGUUUUGGCGGAGCUGUGCUGUCUGCCAUCAUGCUGGCCGAGCCGGUUGUUGCACCUUUGUCCAACAGCACCAGUGUUCUGAUUGCUUCGAUAAUCUGGUACCUAGUGUUCUACUGUCCCAUGGACCUGGUGUACUGUUGUGCUGCCCUGCUGCCUCUCAGGCUGCUGCUGUCAGGGAUGAAGGAGGUGACCAGGACGUGGAAGGUGCUCGGAGGGGUCACCCAGGCACACGGCAAAUACAAGGAUAGUCUGCUGGUUAUGAUUGCCAUUGGGUGGGCUAAAGGUGCUGGAGGAGGUCUGAUAAGUAAUUUUGAGCAGCUUGUUCGAGGCGUAUGGAAACCAGAGACUAAUGAGCUCCUCAAGAUGUCUUACCCCACUAAGAUCACGCUGAUCGGGGCGGUGCUGUUUGCUCUGCAGCAGACCCACUACCUUCCUCUCCAGAAGCACCACCUGAUGCUCGUCUACACCGUCUUCAUCGUCGUCAACAAGUCAAGAAUGAUGCUGACUGGCUCCUCCACCUCACCAUUUGCUAACAUUGAGUCAGCUAUCUACAAGACCCUCUUCACCGGUCACUCCCCGUACGCCGCCCUCACCGACGAGGUAAAGAAAUCGUGCAUCGAUAAUGGCGCAACCAACGGGUCAACCUCCGCAACCAAAGAGUCCGAUGAUAAGGGGGCAACGGGAAAGCACACUACGGGUUCUCCUGUCAAGGAAAAAAGUGUAUCACUCAAAGCCAAAGAGGAGUCAGAGAAUGCAGAGACAAACUGCAAGAAGACCAACUAGUCAGCCUCUGCCUCAUAGCGCCUUUUCACCUCUAACCAGGGUUGUGGAGUCAUUUCUGAUUCAGAUCGGUCACUUCAGGACUUUAUGUGCUAUUUCUCUGUUUAAGACUUUUCUUCCAUCUUACACAUUUCUUUCUCAUUUCUCUCUUUCUCCAAAUGCAAUUUCAAUCUGACUGCUGAAAUAGAAUGUCAAUAAGAGCUGACUCCAACCAACCCUGCACCUUAUUGUGGGAUAAUCACCCCGUCCUUAAAGUACUGUGAUAUUUAUGCUGUCGGAUGUGAACAUCAUACUAUCCUCGGGCUGAUUGCACACUUGCAGUACAAUGUGUAGCUUAAAUUUUAAUAUAUAUAUUUAUAAUGGGUACAAGCUGUUGAUAAUUUUAUCUCUGGGUUUCGGGAACAGUGCUGUGCACCUGCUGAUCUAUGAAUGUCUAUGUGUCUUUUUCUGCUUCGUGUAAAUGCUAUAUUUCCUACUCUGAAAUUGUUUGAAUCAUUUUUAAAAAAAGAGAUUAUAUUCUAUGACACUCAGAUAUUUUAUUCUAUUUAUACUAAAUAAUUGCACUCUUGGAUGUAUAACAAUUCAAAAUGGAAGACAUUUUUAUUGUCUUCGGUUUCUUUGGGGAUUGCUUUAAAAAGCAUGAGAAUAAACACUU
Molecule: messenger RNA, 1913 nt
Organism: Centropristis striata (black sea bass)
Lineage: Eukaryota; Metazoa; Chordata; Actinopteri; Perciformes; Serranidae
Gene: tmem38b
Product: transmembrane protein 38B
Exons: 6
Coding region: 296-1261 (321 amino acids)
Biological process (GO): potassium ion transmembrane transport
Cellular component (GO): membrane
Molecular function (GO): potassium channel activity; identical protein binding
Source: RefSeq, a predicted model, not a curated record